AAGGAUCUGUCAUGAUGUAAUAUUAGUACGUUACCUAACUUAUCUACUAGUGCACUAAAUAGCUAUGGCACUAAUAUAUCUAUACAUACAUUCAGGCAUACAUACAUAAAUACAUGUGUACCCGUGUACGUGUAUGUCUAUAUAUAUAAAAACGCCCCUGAAACAACAUCCAUCAGAAACAACAACUGACAACCACUGACGCCAUGAUUCCCGCGCAGCGAAGCGCCUCUAGUGACGCGCGAGCGUACCAACAUGUUUCAAAUCAAAAAACAGUCAGUUGGUGAGUUGGCUUGCAACGGCAAUUACGUGGGUAGCGUGCGGUGAGUGUCCGUGUACUGUAGUCCACUUACCCUCGAAGAUGACGGACUUUCGGGAGCGAUACAAGCGUUUGGGUUUCGACCCGGAGGCUAAUCGGGUGUUAAGGAGUCAACGUCGCAAUGAGGCUCGUCGUGGUUUUCGUGACGAACAGAUAAGCCUUCGACGUGACAUGGGUGCUCACAAUGAUGACAGUUUUUCGCUGGAUGAUAACACAACUGCGAGUACUCAAGAAAGUGUCUUCAGUGGUUAUUUUCAGGAUAGUGCUAAUUAUAAGAGUACAGAUUGGCAGGAAGAUCCAAAGGCUAAGGCUGCUGCAGAUCACGAAGCAGCAGUUCAACAACGUUGGGAGCGCUUACAAAAGUGGAGAGAAGAAAAAAAUAAGCGUAAGCAGAUUGAAAAGAAGAAAGCCAAGCCAGUGUUUAAAGUAGGAGUGGUGCAUCACCGUAUCUAUUCACCACCAGUGAGCAAAGAGCCAGCACCUUUGCCACCACCAAAACUCUGCAGGAACAUAUCAACUAAUAUGUCACAAGCAGUACCAAAAAGAGUGACUAGAGCUACAGAGAAACGUUUAGCUGUAAAAAAUAUUGUAAAACAACAGAAGAGAGAAAAUAUGAGAUCUAAAAAGAGAGAACAACCACAGGUUCACAAUCAAGCAAAUGAAGAUAACCAUGUGGAAAUAGCUCCAAAAAAUCACAUGUUCAAAGCCCCUGAGGGUAUCACACACAUGCCAUUAUUUGGUAGAUUAGCAUUAGAAGCGACAAAAGAGAACAUCCAGGCUGAAAUUAGUUCAUUCCGAAUUCCUACGACAAUCAAUGCUGAUGCGUUUAGCGAGUCAUUCAACGAAUCAGCUGUCUCGUUGAAAUUGUCGUCCGACGAUCAAGAGAUGCUGGAUCACAGUGUAACAAACGCAGUCAAGUCGCCAGUGAGUCGACGUUCGUCAAAAAAUUUGACACCGCUUGCGGCUGAUGAGAACAUAGAUAAAGAGUUUACACCUAACGAUCAAGAGAUGAUGGAGGUAGAGUUUUCAAAUUCUGAAAACAUGAAUAGCAGCUUUUCGGUACCCGAUAAAAUUCAAUCACCUGUAAAUACGAAAACGUCCCUAAAAGUUAUACAAAGCCCCGUCAAAGUUGUGUCAGCUAAGGACGACAGUAUCUCAUUAAAACAGGACAGCGAGACGCCGUCACGUAAGAGAAAAUCUGUCGUUAAGAUAUCUAAGGAAAUUGCAACUGAUUUGCCCCAACGUACCAGAUCUAUAAGUGCAUCAGAUAAACAUAGAUCCGUACAAAUUGCGUUGACUAAUAGCGCUUAUUCAGGAAAAGAACAGAGUUUGACUUCAAAUGAAUCGUCGGUUGGUAGGCGUCGAUCGACGAAACUUGCAAGUAUCAAUUUAAAGACGGAUUCUAUUUCAAGUCCAGAUAAUAAAUUAAACCAGUCGACGAUCAAACGUAAAUCGUCGUCAAAAGUAGAGAAUAUGGAGGAGUCCGUGCCAAUUUCAUUAAAAAAGACGGAAAACAAGCGAAGAUCUACAAAGGUAAUUUCAAGUGGAAGUAUUGACAACGAAGAGACAGAUGUUUUACAUUCUAAUAACAUCGUUACCAUUGCUGAUGUGCAUCAAUCGCUUAUGAAAAAUCAACAACCUAACGUAUCAAUCAAGUCCCCGAUCAGAAAGAAAUCUACACGGUUCACCGCCAAUGGCCAAGGAAACGUCGACUUGUAUCACACGAAUCUCAUGGACUUCACAUUUUCAGCACCUAGGGAACUUCCUCGAAAAGUUGAAGAUGUACCAAAAUCCUUACUCGACGAUACUAUUACAAAUCUCACUCCUCGUCGUUCAUCGCGACUAUUACCAGCUGUUUCCAUAAACAAUCCGAAUGAAGAUUUUCCGUUAAUAAGAUUUUCAUCGUUCUGUGUUCCUACAUCGACGAUUAACGAAUCUAGUUCUUCAGAGCCUGUUAGACAACGCAGUCCCAACGACGUUAUGAAUCUCAGUUUAAAUAUGUCGUUGCCAGAAAAGACGAGAGAAGAAAAGCCACCAGCAUUUUUCUCGCCAUAUAUCGUACAGAGCAGAGGGAAAAAUAGUGCUAUGAAGGAAAUGAAGAAGAAGAGAUUUAGCCACUCUGGAUUAGAGUCAGAGGAUAUUCCUACCAAAGAUAAUAUCAUGCAAAAGCUUAAUAUUUCAGUUGAGGAAGAGGAGCGCACCGCUCAGUAUUACAAGCUUAUCCUCAGCAAAGAAAUCGAACGUUUGAAUGAGUUGUGUGAUCAUUGGAAUGAGGUUAAAGAAAAUCCGAAAACUCCCGAAGAAGCUCGUUAUAUUAUCCAAGCCGCUUGCGGCCAAACUCAACUACUCAUCAACAAAAAAUUUGAACGUUUUCGUAGCUUAGUUCAAGACUGCGAAACUGGACGAGGUGAAAUGUUAGUAACGUGCAAGGAUUUGCAAGGUUUUUGGGAUAUGAUGUAUAUGGAGAUUAACGACUGCGACAGUCGUUUCAAUAAACUCGCGGAAAUGAAGUCGAAUAAUUGGAUCGCGAAGGAAGAUCAGGUCCCUGUCGAUAAAAAAAAAAAAAAAGCACCUGUGAAAAAAUCUGUCGUUAAGAAACCUGCAUCUAAUAAACCAAGUUCGUUAAGGGCUAUGAUCGCUGCUGCUAGGAAGAAGAAGUCUCAAACUGAUAACAGCGUCGAAAAAAAUGAGGAUAUGGAAAUAGAUUCAAUUGAAAACUCACUUGAAGAGUCCAGCGGCACUAAAAGGCCAGCUAGUCCAUUAAAAACAAACUGUCGCCUCUCGUCAACUUCUAAAUCUAUAAAUAAGUGGGGUAACUUACUAAAAAAAGUACAAGUCUCACAUACACGCAAAUCUACAACGAGUCCAUUAGUCGUGAUGAAACUUAGUCAAAUGGUAAAAACACCUGAAGUACAGCUUGAUGACUCGAUAGUAUAUAUUAACUCUGGUCGCACGCCAGCAAAAAGUAUACUUAAGAAAGAUGAAGUAAUGGGCUCGGUGUCAAAGUCUACCAACAAGGUCUUCUUUAGAGAACAGUCCAACGAGGUUAAGGAGUUUGAGAGUAGAAACAGCUUUAUUGACGGUAACAUGAGUUUGGAUAAUAUAGGAGAAAUGAAAGAACCCAUCGAAAGAAAAUUGAAUUUUGAGGACGACAGUUUUGCAGAAAACGUUGAAAAUAAAGAUGAACCAUCACGGUCACAAUUUGUUUCAAACGAGUGUUCUCGUAAAAAUUCGAAAAUUGUGUCUCCUAUGGCGAGUCCAACAAUCUCCAUGUCGCCAUUGAGUUUAGUGGAUAAGAAAUCGGAAAGUUCUAGCGGGAUGCAGAAAUCUACUAAAACGAAAAAACAGAUUUCCUUUAAAGAGAAUUCCGAUGAAAACCAAUCAAGAAGAAUUCUUAGAACUAGAAAGUUUUCUGCGCCGCUGACACCGAUACCAAAGCGCAAAAAUCAAGAGAAUAGCGAAGGAGAUGUGAGUAUGGAACUAAAUAAUGCUGCGAAAGAGAGUAGUGGCGAUACACCACGACCAAAAUUAGUUAAGGAAAUAUAUCUGAAUGAGCAAGGAAUCGUAUGCGAAAGAUUUGUUCCUGUACAAAAAAAUACAUCUAUUAGAUCAAAACUGAAACGAAGCAUGUCAGAUGCUACGGGUAAAAAAAAAACAAAUAAAAAAACACUUGAAACUGAUGACACGAUGAACACACCAGUUACUGUAAAGGCAAGACGACAACUUAACGUACCUGAAAUUCUAAUAUCUACUCCAACGACUGUCUUAAUGGAUCUUACUGAGAAAAAUAAUUCAUCUUCUCACGCCAAGAAGCAAAGUUCGAAAAGAUCUCCUGCUGAUAUUACGUUGACUCAAGAUAAUGUUGACGUGAGUACCGAAGAGUCUAAAACACCAAAAGUACAUAAAAAAACGCCAAAAUUUGAAUCAAAAGAAAAUUCGACACAAUCGUCCACACUUAAACGGACUAGAUCAUUAAAGAUUAGUAACAACGUAGAGAACAGUGUGAAACAUACUGUUUCGCCUAAAUUGAGAAGAACAAGGUCAUUGAACGUGAAAAAAGUAGAUGCGUUAGAUAGCCCGAAAGAUGUUUUGAAGAAAAAAAAUAUAAAGAAAUUACAAGAAAACAUUGAACCUAAUGAACAAGAGUCUGCUCGAGGUACAAAAGGAAAAUUAUCCAGAACUUCUAGUUCCAAUAGGAAAAAUUUAAAGAAACAAGUUGAAAUUGAUCCAAGUGCAAAACUGACUGAUGUUAAUGAUGCAGUAAGCGACACAAUGGCACCAAAUGUUAGACGAAAAAGUUUGAGGAUUAAUGUAUACUCGUUCAACCAACAUUAAAUAUUAUUUUUUUUUAUAUUAAAAUAUUUCUUGCAGAUAACAUGAACGAAUAUAAAAUUAAAUUAAAUUAAAAAGGAUAGAUUGUUUUUUAAAUUGCUGACUAAAUUAAAAUAAUACACAAAUGUACGAACAGGAACUUGAAAUUAACUUCUAAUGUCUUUAUGUUUAAUAUUGCUAUUUUAGUGAUAGUAUAUGAUGAAAAAAAAAAUGUAUAGUAAAGUGCACGAUAGCCUAUAAAAUUUGAAAAAAAUCUGUUUGAAGGCUACUGAAUGAUGUUAUAUUAUAACUACAAGUACUAUAGGUAAUAAUAUACUCUAUCAUUUUGAUCUAAUAAUCAGGAAAAAAGACAAAUGCGUUGAUCUCAUGAUCUAUUAAUAUAAGCAUCUACUAUUUACGAUUUCGAUGCGUUGUAUAAUAAAUAAGAAAUUUUAUGAUACGAUAUAGAGGCGUAUAUAAAAAACUUGUUUUUAAUGUAUUUUUACAUAAAAUAAAUUCACAAAAUUAUGUACGUAUUAAAUUUCUCGACACCUGCAUUUAUACCGAUGAUAGUAUCAUAAUUACAGACAGUGGUUCAUUUACAUUUCGCUUGCAUAGGUAAAUAACUAUGUGUUUGCUUACUAAUUAUAUGUAUAGCGUUAUAAAGACAAAUAAAAUUA
Molecule: messenger RNA, 5307 nt
Organism: Phymastichus coffea
Lineage: Eukaryota; Metazoa; Arthropoda; Insecta; Hymenoptera; Eulophidae
Exons: 13
Coding region: 359-4651 (1430 amino acids)
Biological process (GO): mitotic spindle organization; regulation of mitotic cell cycle; chromosome segregation
Cellular component (GO): spindle pole centrosome; nucleus; cytoplasm
Molecular function (GO): microtubule binding
Source: RefSeq, a predicted model, not a curated record